AUGUCUAAACUGAGCCUCCGGGAUCGAAGCCCGAUGAAUUCCUCAUGGGUUUGGAAGAAGAAGCUUCCUCGCUUCCUCGCCGCCGCCUGUCUAAUCGGCACCCUUCUCUUCUUUAUCAGCCCUCGAAUCAAUCGCCAUACACUAGAACAGGAAAUAGUCCAGGCCGCUACGGAAACCGCAGAAACCGUCGCAGGGUUUGCUUCUCCCUCGACAGAGAACAUUACAGUUACUUCCAAAGUUGGCUGCCAGCCCGAUCGCGAUGUUCUGGAACGUUUGGGGGUCAAGAAGCUGUCGCAAUACGUGCGCCGGGAAGUGGUUGCAGUUCAGUCGCCGACCAACCUACCCUUGACUCAAGUACUCGAUAUCCCCCUAUUUGAUAAGCAUUCAACCGGCAAGAAGGUUCAGGGCGCAGAGCCAUUGCAGAGCGAUUGCUCAAUCGCCAGCCCGCUCACUUUACAAGUCCCACGACCCCCUCAACACAUUGACGCGUCGCACUUCGACUUCGGUGUCGCUACAACAUGGGAUAGGUUGAAUGAGUCGUUGGAUGCCUUCACUCAUUGGGCUGGUAACACGGGAGUUCGCAUCUUUGCACUUAUUGAGCCCGAUAGCCGGGUGCCGGAAGUACUGGCAAAGGCCAAAAGGCUUGGUAUUCAGUUGUUCGUAACGGAGAACGACGAGGAAUACCAGACCCGGUACUUCUCCCUGGUCUCACACUUGGCUCACAACCUCCGAGAAGAGACUCGUUGGUCUUGCAUCAUCGACGACGACACGUUUUUCCCUUCUAUCCAAGGCUUAGUGGAGGCUUUUGAGCGUUACGACCACACCCAGCAAGUGUACGUCGGUGGAGUGUCGGAAAGCGUGGCACAGAUCGGUUUAUUUGGGCUUAUGGGAUUCGGAGGCGCUGGCGUUUUCUUGUCUCGGCCUCUCGUUGAGCAACUCAGCAAACCCGAGGUCUUUGACGCCUGCCAACAGAUGGUUUACACCGGUGAUCGCCGAAUCUCCCUCUGCAUUUACCAGUACUCUGACGCGUCAUUGACGAUCGAUCACCGAUUGCGCCAACUCGAUUUCCGCGGCGAUGCAUCUGGAUUCUUUGAAGCAGCUCGACCAUUGCCAUUAUCUGUUCAUCAUUGGAAGAGCUGGUUCAACACCGACAUGACCAAACUCAGCACUGUCAGCGAAGUUUGCGGCGACUCAUGCCUUUUGAGCAAAUUCCGAUUUGCAGACGGCUGGACCUUGACCAACGGGUUUUCUAUCACCAAGUUUAGUGAAGAAUUGAGUCUUGACGAUCACUCAAUGGAAUUGACAUGGGACGGUGACCACGGGGCAAACCGCGAAGCCUUUAUGCACGAACUCGGGCCUCUACGCGAGAAAGAUGACGGAAAGGUCAGCUAUCUCAUGACGGAAUCGGUCACAGACGGCAACCAGGUGCGCCAGUGGUACAUCCGCCGGGAUGACUCCCACGGCGACCAGGUGGUUGAAUUGACCUGGCGAAGGCAGUAG
This is a messenger RNA of Aspergillus mulundensis, 1500 nucleotides long. RefSeq names its product glycosyltransferase family 31 protein. Lineage: Eukaryota; Fungi; Ascomycota; Eurotiomycetes; Eurotiales; Aspergillaceae. The coding region runs from base 1 to 1500 and encodes 499 amino acids. The transcript has a single exon. Gene Ontology annotation, molecular function: acetylglucosaminyltransferase activity. The record is from RefSeq and is a predicted model, not a curated record. Gene Ontology annotation, cellular component: membrane.